AUCGUUCGACGACCGGCUUUUACUUCAAAAUUUUGCAUUUCCCGGUUAGUCUUCGGGUAGCGUUUGUCUUGUGAAGAUUAGCUUGGGAAAGUCGGUCGGUAGUGAACGUUUAGAUAUCUUAGACUUUCAUUCUUAGUUGAGGCUCAGUUCUCUUCGACUAUCUGCCAGAUAAAUUACAUUUUACUAUCCCUCGUUGUCCCAAUAUCGCUACCCUGACCUUAGUGAAAGUGAAAACAUAUAAAGUGCUACCAUCUAAAAUUUUAAUUAUUUACUAUUUUCAUUUCAAAAUGAAUCGUGGGUGAAUGAAUGACUGAUACUUUGUGUGGUGUUUCGAAAUUAAAUUGUAUAACGGAUUGGCAGGUGGAUAAGAAUAGAUUGUAUGACGUCUCGUUGCCUCUGAAUAAGGAAACGAAAUAUGUAAAUUCAUAUGCGUGCUCUUGACUAAAAACUAUAUAGUGUACUUUUGAACAUAAUAUUGCCUACAUCCUACAUUUUAUUCAAGUAUCCAGCUUGAAAACGCCUUGUUGUCAGCAUUAGCCAAUCUUAUUCAGCAGGACUUUUACACAUAUGAUGCGAUGACGACAUUGUGGAAAAUAUGAUGUUACCAACGAUGGCGAUGAUGAUUUUGCGAGAUGCGAAUGUGAAUAUCACACAAGUGAGAAAAUAGAGUCGGAAAAACUCGAAAUUUAUGACACGAUAGCGACAUCAGUGUCAUCAUAAAUCUUUCCAAUGAGGCGGAAAAAGUGAAAACAAGUGCCGCCGGAAUGGACAAUAUUCAGAGAGCUUUUUUAUAGUCACAUCUAACAAGAAAACGUGGAAAGCCGACAUUUCCUACGAGAUUAUCUUGCGAAAUCAUCGGCAAACGGAAAAUCUUUAGGUGUUUAGAAAUGAUUCGGUUAUUUGAAUAUCAGUGAAAAUGUUUUUUGGCGUACUUAAUCAGUUCUUUAGGGCAUUGAAAAAGGAUUAUCAGCAAAAUGUGAAUAGUGCCGAAAAUGUGAAUCGUGAAAGAAAUCAAAAUGUAGGCGUCAUUGCCGGUGCGCGAGAGUGUGAACAGGGGCUUAGAUUACGCCCUCAUAUGUUCGAUGGAUCGUCUCUCUUCGUGGUCUAUUUACUAAUUGGUGCUGCAUUCUUGUAUAUGGGCAUCCUUACUAUAUUAUUCUACAACCAUUGCAAUGAUAACAUACGAAACGAUCUUUUCGAAAAAUCACUAUAUAAUAGUAACCUGAAAAGUGUUGAGUUCCAAAGCGAGGUGGAAGCGAUUGUUAAUGCUCUACUAAAGAAUAAGCAAAUACAGACUGAUAAUUACGUUAGGUAUCAAAGCACAACGCUGCCUUAUGAAUUUGUUGAGACAGUUCGAAACGAAAGAAAGUACGUUGGAAGUUUUGCAGAAAAAGGAAGACGAUUACGACGUGAUGUAUCUUUGUCGGCUGCAUUACGUGAGCCUGAAGUUGAGUUUUUCAACCCAAAAUAUAGAGCCGAAUUAGAAAAACAGGACGCAGAUAUACUUCAUAGGACAGGAUUGAAGGGCGCAGCGCCUGGUGGUGAUGAAUGGGUUUACUUGACAUCGUACUGCCGAGUUCCGGGCAAAGCAAUUUUCGGAUUUUGUAAUUCCACAAGAGACUACUGUCCGCCGAGUCCACCAGGACCUCCUGGCCCUGUUGGUCCCAAAGGGCCAAUAGGUCCCACUGGCUUACCUGGUGUACCUGGUCAUAAGGGCAAUCGCGGUGACGUUGGUCUACCAGGACCACCUGGUUUAGAUGGACGCGAGGGUAAGCCUGGCCCGCGCGGUCCAAAAGGCGAACCCGGUUUCCCUGGAAAUCCAGGCCUAGAUGGCAGAGAUGGUGUCCCUGGGGAACCCGGAUUAGAUGGAGUACCUGGACGUGCCGGUGCAGAUGGUAUUCCUGGCAAAGACGGAAAGGACGGAUUGCCGGGAAGAGAUGGACGCAACGGAGAAAAUGGACGCGAUGGUUUGUCUGGUCCUAAGGGAGCUCAAGGACCACCGGGAGAUCCAGGACCAAGAGGUCUCACCGGACCAAAAGGACGUGCCGGAAAGCCAGGCACAAAUGGUACUCCUGGAAUACCCGGCAUAAAUGCUUGGAAAGUAAAAGUCAAUGGAACAUUCUCCCAGGAAAUGCUAAUUCCACCAUCGAUAGCGGACGUCAAUUUACCGAAUUUCACACGUAACGUAAUAAUUGCUGAGGGGAAGCAUCUAAGAUUGGUAUGCGCUGCAAAUGGGACACCUAAGCCGAAAGUGGAGUGGCGACGAACAGACGGACGAACGAUAGCGAUGGGGGCAUGGGAAGCCUCAUCCGUGUCUGGAUAUUUUCUAAAUUUAACAAACAUUACACGAGACCAAAUGGGCGAAUACAGCUGUUUCGCAGAUAAUGGAGUCCCUCCGGUUGCCAAUGCUUCGUUCUCUGUCGAGGUUCAUUUUGCACCAUUGAUUCUGGUUCGCGUACAAAAUGUCUAUGCCGCAUUAGGGGGUUCAGCUACAUUGGAGUGUGAGAUUGAGGCAUACCCAGAAGCUGUUCGUUAUUGGGAGCGAAUUUCUGAUGGAAAACUCUUAGAUCCAGGUGAAAAGUACCGAAUGGAGACCCACACAGACAGGUAUAAAACCUUAAUGCGCCUCACUAUAGACAGGAUGAGUUCCCAAGACUACGGCGAGUAUUUCUGCAUUGCAAAGAAUGAAAUUGGAACGAUGACUGCAAUUUUCUAUGUGAAACAAAAGAGUCCUUCAGCUUACAUCCCACCACCCGAUGCCAACAACGUAAUAGUUUUCGGAUCUCGACCAUCAGUGAAAACAAACUAUGAGGAACUAUGUCCGCCUCCGCCGCAGUGUCCUGAAUGUUUGGAUCCAAGAGAAUUUAAGUGUAAGGAUAACAUCAUCUCGUUGUAUGAUUUGGUAGGCUCUUUCGAUAUUAGACCCACAGGAAACUUCAGCUAUCCAGGACUGCCUAACAAAACGCUAGACUGUCUUCUCUAUGCUGUCGGAAAGCCAGUCUAUCACAAAUAUGUGGACCAAACAUAUGGAGCAUGGCUUAAAGAUCCGGCAUCGGGUUCAGGUCAUGAUAGCGACGACAAAUUUUGGAGUACAAAAGAGAACGACCACCAACGAUUGUAUGAGUACGCUUCGAAAACAGGAUAUAGAGGCAACUCACCAUCCAAAAUAUAUGACAUUCCUGGAGGAUUUAUGGGUAAUGCACAUGUCGUUUAUAAUGGAUCUUUCUAUUACAAUCAACGGGGAAAACCAUUUGCAGUACGUUACGACCUCAAAUCCGGAGAGAAAUAUGUUCGGGAAAUGCCUUACGCAGCAGCCAACGGCACCAACUAUUUGUACACGACAGAAUACAAUUACAUGGAUUUCAAUGUGGAUGACAACGGAUUGUGGGUCAUAUACAGCAUGCCCGAUUCAAAUAAUACGAUAGUAGCCAAGUUGGAUUCGAGUAGCCUGGAGAUACAAUACAGUUGGAACAUUAGUAUAAAUCAUCACAAAGUUGGCGAAAUGUUUAUAGUUUGUGGUGUUUUGUAUGCAAUAGAUUCCGUUACGGAAAGGACAACAAAUAUCCGUUUGGCUUUAGAUUUAUAUCGGCAAAAAAUCAUUAAAGUGUCGCUAUCUUUUGCAAAUCCCUUCCGCCGGACAACAACGGUGGGAUAUAACGCUCGCAAUAAGGAACUUUAUACAUGGGACAAGGGUAAUCAGCUCACAUACCCGAUCAGAUACCAUGCUCUUCAAGGGGAACCAACGUCUAGUGAGAAAAAUGAUGAACCAUUCGUACAACCAACGCAUACAGGAUAUUAUUUCCCUGGGGAUGACUAGCUUUAAGCCUGUAAUAGAGCCAUGAGUGGAUUUGUUCCUUUUUUGUUUUCCAUUUGAUUUUGUAUUUACAUCAAAUAGAGGAUACACAAAUCGUUCGUUGUUUUGUUGGACAUCGAGAGAAAUAAAGGAAAAUGUUAGUUAGAUGAUGUGA
Molecule: messenger RNA, 3968 nt
Organism: Hermetia illucens (black soldier fly)
Lineage: Eukaryota; Metazoa; Arthropoda; Insecta; Diptera; Stratiomyidae
Exons: 18
Coding region: 917-3817 (966 amino acids)
Biological process (GO): signal transduction
Source: RefSeq, a predicted model, not a curated record